GUUGCUUUUCUUGUGCAUGAGUGAAUGCGAUCAUCAGAUUCUCUUGGCGAUGAAGUCUUGAAGCGGGAGCGUUGACAACUUCAAACCCCUUGAACUGCAAGAGCUGGGGAGAGCCAGGCACUUCGACGCAUCACAUCCACCCCAUGGCUGGUCCAGUCAGUAGCUUGCAGAAGCAUUUUCAACCUCAUAAACCCCAAAGACACUCGGCAGCUGUUCUAGAAUGGCUUCGCUCUCCAGUCUACCAGUGGAGCUCAUCUUGCUACCCAAGUGCACUGGAUCUGAGGCCGGGUUCCAAGUUGUUGAAUGAGUGGUGCUAUCGACUGUCCGGAGCAAGUAGACAUUAAACUGCUACCCACAGGAAUAUUUGCUAUGAUGGCAUCUUCAGUCCAGGUCUAUUAUGUCCCUAACAAUACUAUCGGUCCUAUGUUUUCUUCCAUGAGGGCGGAACGUUCCAUUUAUGCGGGGUCUGGCUGGUUUAUUGCCGCCACAGAGAAGCCUGAGAUACCUGAAGCCCAGGAUUUAUCUUUGACAUUUUCUUGCAAUGAUCAGAGUUUUGUUGAUGCUGCUGCUGUUGCGGAGAGAAUCUCUCCUGGCCAAUAUAUUGCUUACCGGAAAAUUAUCAAGCAGAGAAAAUUGGACGAACAGUUCAAAGGAAGCUGCGAGAUUCAUGAUGUGGUGAUAACUGACUAUCUAAAACUUGUGGAAGAGAAAUGGCAGAAAUUUGCAAGGGAAUCAGGUAAAGCGGAUCUCAAAUCAAGGGAAUCCCUGUGUCGGUUGGAAUUGAUGCUCUAUGAUAUUUCGGACUGCGCUGAAGAUGAAAUCAGACGGCACCCCAAGCUCUGGCAAUCAGUACUGAAAUCAGUACUCAAUCCUCAUUUACCUGCUAUUGCGGAAUGUAUUGGGAGGCUUUCACUCUAUGUCUGGCAUAACUAUCGCCCCAUAAAGCACAACACCCUCUAUGGUUGGGCGCCCUCUGAGUUACUGUGGAGGUUCGUCAAGGAUCGCUGUCAGUGGGAACUAGCGGACCUCCAAAAAGAAAUUGCACAGCUCAAGGCACCGAUCAAUUCCCGCAGUGUGGCCGAAAGACCCUCUCUCUACCAGUUCCUGCUUCAUCUAGGCUUGAUCCUCUUCAGCUAUGACUUUCACACUCUCUGCAAACUUCGGGGAAAGGAGGCAGAUAUAGCUUCCUGGAGCCAUCAUGACUGGGAAGAAAGGUGCGACCGAUUCGACCAGCUUUCAGACAAAGACUACGAUGCUCUUGUUGAUUUUCUACGCGAAUUCGCCCCGUUUGCCAACAUUGACCUGACAUCUGAGGACCUGAGAAAUCAGAUACGGGCUUUGAUAGCAGGGCUGCGGCGGGUGGCGGGUGGGGUGGCCAGCAAAACGGGAACUACUCUGAAAAUGAGCAAGAAAUUCAGCAUUGCUGCAAACAUCAUGAUACUCUGCGCCUACUUCGGGAUCUUUGCUAUUGUUCCAACCCUAGAACACGACAUCUCCCUCGAAACAUAUAUUGAAAAGUAUUUCGAGUAUCACAUUGCUGCGCCUCGCCGAUCACCUCUAUACGGUUGGAAGGCAGCCAACGAAAUGACUGUGACAAGCAAGCUGGACCAAGUCUUCCUCUUUCUGCAACCAGAGGCUUUCCCGACUGGAGUCACAGAAGUUGACCUGGCUGCUUCCUCUUGCGCGCCUCCCCCCAAUCUGUCACCUGUUCGGGCCACUCUCAAAAAGACCCAGCGAUCAAGAUAUUGGCGGCUCCGGAGGAGAGAAGCGGCAUAACCUCGCCGCAUCUGAUCAUGAUUUGUUCUACCUUGCACAAUCAGCAAUCCAACUAGCACUGUAAAUCACGCUGAGGCAAGAUGGGAUCUACCGGGCGCCUCAGGAAAGAGCAAGGGAAAGAUGGUGUUUAGGUGUGGAAUUUGAUGUGUACUACAAUACAUUUGACAACCCAACUCGAUUGCUGGCAGAAACCUUGUAUAUACUCUAGUGUAUGCAUUUCCCCAUCCUAGCUACCAACGCCUCUUUGGUAUAUCCCGCGAUAUAUAUUGGCGCGUGAAAUGCCCUCUUCACGGCUCCAAUUGCAAUCCCCUUGAGUUCACGCGUGUUAGUGUAUGAUGAAUUUCUUCUUGAAUAUGCUUACCACACUUCUUAUCUGCGUACUCCUCCUCCCUGCUCUGAGUUAGCUAUGGGUCCAAGAUUGGCAUUUAAUCUAGGACUGGCAAAAGAACUUACUUCUAGACA
Coccidioides immitis RS is the source of this 2238-nucleotide messenger RNA. RefSeq lists its product as uncharacterized. The record is from RefSeq and is a predicted model, not a curated record. The transcript has 3 exons. The coding region runs from base 304 to 1776 and encodes 490 amino acids. Lineage: Eukaryota; Fungi; Ascomycota; Eurotiomycetes; Onygenales; Onygenaceae.